This is a messenger RNA of Rotaria socialis, 978 nucleotides long. The record is from the annotation of a GenBank genome assembly. Lineage: Eukaryota; Metazoa; Rotifera; Eurotatoria; Philodinida; Philodinidae.
AUGGCAUGUUUGUUGAUAGCUCGGAGCAGGUUGAUUACAAUAAUACUAAAUGUGACUGCUAGAACAAAAUGUAUUUUUACACGGAAUUCUUCUUCUACUAUUACAAGAAGAACACGUCGUAUAACAUGUUUGGAACAGUUAAGAUACGAACUCGAUUAUGCUGGUGAUUAUGACCUUCAUGAUAUAUUACGUCAACAAAACAGAAUAGAGUGGCCGGAAUGGCAUUUAUCUGUGGAUGAAAACAAUAAAAUUACGAAAAUAGUUGAAAACUUUCAUCGGGAUUUUAAUAAAAUGAAAAAAUCUUCGAGUAUAGUUGGCUUAAUACGUAUAAUAGAAGAAACAUGGUUAAACUUUAUGAAUGACAACGACAAAGAUUGGAGUGAUGUUAAAGCACGUUUCAAACAAGCCAGAGAAUUGGAUGAUCCGUUGCCGAUCUUAGAAGCGCUUUGUUUCUCUCAACAAUUCAGCCGGUGUCUAAACAGACAUUCAGCUGCAAAUAUAUAUCAUUCACUAAAACUUUAUUGUACGCUGUUGAACUGCCCGAUUGUGGCUCGGACCCAAGAAUAUACAGAAGCAUUCACUAAGAUUUUAUUUCAUCCAAAAUUAAAGAACCUUGGAGCUCAAAAUAUUACAGUUUAUCGUGGUAUGGUACUUGAAGAUGAGAAACCCAUAGCCAAUUGCAUAGUAGAUAAAAUUAUAAUAACAACAACAUUUCUAUCAACAUCUGCAAGUCGAUUGGUAGCUGAAGGGUUUCGUACAACGCCUCCUGAAAGUAUGAUAUCAGUAUUUUGCACAUACAAGAUUAGAGGUACGACUCGUCUUACAGCUCUGAAUCUUCAAUCAAUAUCCAAGUUUCCAGUGGAGGAAGAAAUACUGAUCAUGCGUUUCACACCGUUUCGAAUAGUAUCAGUAGAACGAACGGAAGAUGGUAGAAAAAUCGAAAUAUGUUUUGAUGAAUUCACAGAGCAAGAAGUUUGA